This is a messenger RNA of Cylas formicarius (sweet potato weevil), 498 nucleotides long. The record is from the annotation of a RefSeq genome assembly. Lineage: Eukaryota; Metazoa; Arthropoda; Insecta; Coleoptera; Brentidae.
AUAAUAUAUUUUUUAUUAAGAAUAAAUUUAUCCUUAUCCAUUAUAGUAUUACUUAUUAAUCAUCCAAUUUCAAUAGGAAUUAUUAUUCUUUUACAAACAAUUAUAAUUUCCUUAAUUAUUGGAUUAAUAAAUUUAAAUUAUUGAGUAUCUUAUAUUCUAUUCAUAAUUAUUGUAGGAGCAUUGAUAAUUAUUUUUAUUUAUAUAACAAGAAUUUCCUCUAAUAAUAAAUUUAAAAAAUUUUAUAAUAUUUUAGUUACUUUUAUUAUUAUUAAUCUUAUUAAUAUUUUAAUAAUUUAUAUAUAUGACUCUUAUUUUAUCUAUUUUAAAAAUUCUAAUGAAAUAUUUAAUCCUCACAACAUAGAACUAUUCUUAAGGAAAUAUUUUAAUUAUCCUAAUAAUUUUAUUUUAAUUAUAAUUAUAACUUACUUAUUAGUAACUUUAAUUACAAUUGUAACAAUUACCAUAAAUAAUUUCGGACCUCUACGUAAAAUAUUCUAA